This is a messenger RNA of Eublepharis macularius, 853 nucleotides long. It is a transcript of the gene NOP16, whose product is annotated as NOP16 nucleolar protein. Lineage: Eukaryota; Metazoa; Chordata; Lepidosauria; Squamata; Eublepharidae. The record is from RefSeq and is a predicted model, not a curated record. Bases 79 to 597 code for a protein of 172 amino acids. Gene Ontology annotation, cellular component: nucleolus. The transcript has 5 exons. Gene Ontology annotation, biological process: ribosomal large subunit biogenesis.
CACGGCAAUCACCCUUACUCCAACUGCGAAGGGUUCUAAUGCAAGGAACCGCGUGCGUCGUCUGAUCUUACUGUUGCGAUGCCGAAAGCUAAGGGAAAGAGCAGGAGGCAAAAGUACAACUACAAUGUGAACCGCAAGAAGCUAAACAGGGCUUUUCGCAAGCGGGCGACACCCCGUAUAAAAUGUUCUCAAAUCCGACGUGCCUGGGAUCGCACUAAAUCUGUAGCACAAAAUCUGGCUGAAAUGGGCCUAGCUGUUGAUCCAAACAAGGCUGUUCCCAUUCCAAAGUUAAUGCAACAGGUGAUGAAUAUGGAAGUUGAUGGACAAGAAGGAAAGAAAAGAAUUGUGCAGAAGCCGUAUGUACUAAAUGAGUUGCAGUAUGAGGCCAGCCUCCCAGAGAAGAAAUCUGAGACUCUUUCCAGAGAUCUUAUUGACUAUGUUCAGCACAUGAUCCGGAAUCAUGGUGAAAACUAUAAGGCCAUGGCUCGUGAUGAGAAGAACUAUUACCAGGACACCCCAAAGCAAAUAAAGAGGAAGAUCGAUGUAUACAAACGGUUCUAUCCUGAGGAGUACCAAGCUUUUUGUGCCUCUUUAUAGCAGGAAAAGAUGGACCAACAAUAACCUGCCACAGCAAUAGGAAGAAGCAUCUGAUAUUCCUUCUGUUACUGGUGUUCAGAAACUGCAACUUGUAGUAAAUGAAAUCCUACUCUUUAAUGAGAGAACAUGGGACUAUAUCUGCACAGAUGGUCUGGACUGGUGCUGUGAAAGUGGCAUUGAUUUUAUAGUUUUCACCAUUCUGGGGGAAAGGAACAGCAUUUACCUUUGGCAAAAUAAAUUACUUCCAAAGCUGAGA